Molecule: messenger RNA, 2190 nt
Organism: Thyridium curvatum
Lineage: Eukaryota; Fungi; Ascomycota; Sordariomycetes; Thyridiales; Thyridiaceae
Exons: 1
Coding region: 1-2190 (729 amino acids)
Source: RefSeq, a predicted model, not a curated record
AUGGCUUCCAAGGACGGCGCUGAGCAGACCAAGCCCGCUGAUCAGGAGCCCAAGAAAAGUGACUGGGACUUGGCCAUGGAGGUUGCCGAGUCGGAGAACCCCUUCCACACCCCAGCACCGCCUGGAGCUUCCCAGAGUCCCAUCAACCCCUACGACGGCCACAUCGACAACGAGGAGAAGGAGAAGGCCCAGGCCUCCCGUCCGUCCCGCGCAGCAUCGCAGAGAUCGCUGACUGCCAGAACCGCGCCCCUCCCCUAUCCUAACUUCAGCUUCCCCAAGCGAGCUGACAGCCGCCACCGUGCGUACUCGGAGCAGCACAUCGGCCAAGCCAGCAGCAGCAGGCUCAUGCCCAUCCUCGCCUCCUCCAGAGAGGCCCUGGGUUCGCCGAGUGCUCCCACCCUCCAGCGAGUGACCUUCAACGAGGAGCCCAGAAUCCCCAGCCCGGACGCAAUCCUCGACAUCUCCAUGGACUCCCUCGAGGAGAUCCGCCGCAGCGACAUGGCGCGUGACAACAACCCCUUCGACUCGGACAGCGAGAAGAGUCUGCCUACCUCGAUCCACAUCCGCUCCAAGGAGCGUGACGAGGAGGAUGCACUCGCCAGCCGUCCUCGCCGCCAUCGCCCUCCCACUCCGAUGCCGAUACUGUUCGGCGGCGGCGCGUCGCCAGCUUCAUCCCCUACCAUCGAGCUCGAUAGGAGCCCAGACAGGGGCAGAGUGAGCAGUGGAGUCCACCCAGUCCGUCCCGACACGCCCAUCCCGGGCUCGUCGCCCGCGGUUCGCGACUUCGUGUACGAAGAGCCUUACCUGGCCCAGACCGUCGACCUCACUCCGCCUCCGCGCUCUCUGCAGCGACCGUACAACCCCCGCGGCGGCAUCGAAGUCAGCCUCAGCCGCGGCCAGUCACUCAACUUCGCCUCCUCCAGCCGCCGCACCCGCGGCCGCGGCCCGGGCGACGACAGCCAGCUCACCAUGGCCGAGGCCCUGCGCCAGUUCUCCUCCCCGCCGCCCUCCGCCCAGGCCCUGUCCGUCCGCCGCGGCCCAGAGAUCCACCGCUUCGGCACGAUGGAGUCCGUCAGCGCGCCCACCGUCUCCAUCGCCCGCGAGGACACCGGCCCGGGCAUCCUGGGCGAGCACCCGCUGGCCCGCGUCGGCCCGCGCGUCGUCGCCCGCCGCCGCGAGCGGCGCAUCCUCUGGACGCUCGGCGUCGGCACCCAGCUCGGCGUCAUCUCCUUCUCGUGCUCGCUGGCCGUCAUCAUCACCGAGGCCGCCAUCGCGGGUAGGUUUUACGCCGGCGUCGCCGUCUGGGCCAGCGUCAGCUUCGUCUGGUGCCUCGUCACCAUCAUCUGGCUCGUAAUCCGCAUCGACAAGUGCGGCGGUGCUCGCCGCCGCCGCCGUCGUCGCGGUCGGACUACGGCCGCAGCUCUCCAGGGCGAUGACGACCUUGAUCUGGAGCAGGGCCGCGACGGCGAAGAGUGGCACGAACUGCAGGAAGUUGUCGGCCACAACCGCCUCGUCAACAAGCAGCUCCCCGUCGCCAACGCGCAGAACGUCGCGACUGCCACCAUGGCUGACGAGCAGCAGCGCCGCCAAGACGAGCACUGGACUCGCUUCGCCCAGGACGAGGGCCAGCUGCGCCGCCACGUCGAGAACCUCGAGGACAAGCUCCGCGCCGCGGAGGAGGAGCUCACGCAGUACCGCGGCGCCGUCCAGGUUGUCCCCGAAUCGCGCACUGUCAGCCUUGCCCAGGCCAGCACCGUCGGCGGCACCCCGUCGAGCUACCAGAGCAAGCGGAACAAGGGUAAGGGAAAAGAGCGGGAUCUCCGCACCGCCGUCUCGCAGCGCGCUCUGCUCCGCAACACCACGUUCGAGAACAACGACAACAACACCAUGAUGCCCGCCUCCGGCACCGAUGGUAGCAUCAUCACUGCUCUCUGCGCUGGCGUGGGUGCGGGAGCAGCCUCGGAGCCGUACAGCCCGCUCGACAACAGGUCCUCGCGUGCCACUCCCGGCCGCUCGACGGGCGACGGCGGCGACUUCAGCAGCCUCGCCGGAACCAGCAUCACCAUGCGCGAGGCGCGAGUCCGUGCUGCUGAGCAGAACGAGCCGAUCCACCUCAGUGUCAUGCCCAACGGCCACAUCCGCAUGUCGUCCUACGAUAUCAUGGGCGGCCGCAUCCCCGAAUUCAACUGA